This is a messenger RNA of Cuculus canorus (common cuckoo), 2917 nucleotides long. RefSeq names its product solute carrier family 35 member E4 (gene SLC35E4). Gene Ontology annotation, molecular function: antiporter activity. NCBI's taxonomy places the organism in Eukaryota, Metazoa, Chordata, Aves, Cuculiformes, Cuculidae. The record is from RefSeq and is a predicted model, not a curated record. The coding region runs from base 286 to 1305 and encodes 339 amino acids. Gene Ontology annotation, cellular component: Golgi apparatus. The transcript has 2 exons.
CUCCCUGCCGCCGCUCCCCUCCAUCGCCAAACUUUCCGCUUGCUCCCGGCUUCCGCCGUUGCCUCCCUCCCUUCCACCCGUAGCUCCCGGUGCCGCUGCCUCCCUCCCUCCCUCCCUCCCGGUGCCGCUCCCUUUCUCCCUCUUUUCCUCCUUCCCUCCCUCCCGGUGCCGGUCCUUCCCUCCCGGUGCCCCUCCCGGUGCCGGUCCUUCCCUCCCGGUGCCCCUCCCGGUGCCGGUGCCUCCUUCCCGGUGCCCCUCCCGGUGCCGGUGCCGCUCCCGGUGCCCAUGUGCCUGCGGGCACAGCCGGGCGAUGCCGGGGCGAUGCCGGGCACCGAGAGCCCCUCCCGAGCCGGUAAAGCAUCGCCGGGGCCGGCUGGGGGGUCCCCGGUACCCCCGCUGCCCCUCACCGUGCUGGCAUGGCUGGGCACCGGUUCCACCUUGGCUACCCUCAACCGAUGGAUCUUCGUGGCGCACGGGUUCCGGUACCCGGUGCUGCUGUCGGCGCUGCACAUGCUGGGCGCGGUGGCCGUGGGGUACCCGCUGGGCUGGGCACGGGCACCCCAACGUCCCCAUCCCCGUGCCAGGAUCUACCUGCUCAGCGUCACCUUCUGCGCCAGCGUGGCCUUGGGCAACCUGGGCUUGAGCUAUGUCCAGCUGGAGGUGGCCCAAGCGGUGGCCACCACCACGCCGCUGGUGACCCUGGUGCUGUCGGGGCUGCUGGGUGGCCGGCGGCAUCGCCCGCUGCAGUACGUGGCCAUGGGACCCGUGUGUGCCGGGGCCGCCUGUAGCAUCGCCGGUGGGCUCCGCUGCCACCAGCCCGGCUGCGCCUUCCUUCUGGCCGCCACCGUCCUACGCGCGCUCAAGUCCAUCCAGCAGAGUCUGCUGCUGCAGGAGGCUCAGCUGGAUGCCCGCGCGCUGCUCUGCCUCACCUCCCUGCCCAGUUUCUGCCUGCUCUUCGGAGCGGCCGUGGCGCUGGAGCUGGGCCCCUCCUGGGAAGGUGUCCUACGCUACGACGGCACCCUCUGGGCCUGCGUCCUUCUCAGCUGCUUGGGUUCCGUCCUCUACAACCUGUCCACCUUCUGCAUCCUCUCCCUCACCUCUGCCCUCACGGUCCACGUCCUGGGCAACCUCACCGUGGUGGGCAACCUGCUGCUCUCCCGCCUCCUCUUCGGCAGCCACCUCAGUGGGCUCAGCUACCUGGGCAUCGCGCUCAUGCUGGUUGGGAUGUUCAUGUACCACCAGCCGGACCUCAUCAUGGCACGCUGGGCGGCACGGCCGCGCCGGGGGCACCCCAGGAGGGAGUAGGGGUCUCGCCAGGAAUGGGGGCAGGUGGGAAGGCUGCAGGGCGUGGGUGAACACAGCUCUGUGGGUGCACGCGUGGGCUGGUGUGCACGGCUCAGUGUGCUUAUGGAUGUAUCAGUGUGGAUGGCCCUGCGUGCACACGCGUGUGUUGGUGUGCGCAUCUCUUUUCUGGUGUGCACAGCUCUGCGGGUACUUGUGCUCGUGUGCACGUGUGUGCGCACAGCUCUGUGUGCACUUCGAUGUGCUGUUGUGCAUGGUCUUGUGUGCACAUGUGUGUGCCAGUGGGCACAGCUCUGGGUGCACAUCUCUUUUCUGGUGUGCACAGCUCUGGGUGCACAUCUCUUUUCUGGUGUGCACAGCUCUGAGUGUGCUUGGGUGUGCCAGCGUAUACGGCCCUGUGUGUGCACAUGUGAGCUGAUGUGCACAGCCCUGUACGCACACCUCUUUUUUGGUGUGCAUGGCUUGGGGUGCACACAUGUGAGCUGAUGUGCAUGGCCCUGUGUGCACACAUGUGCGGGUUUGCACUGCUCUGUGUGCACAUCUGUUUUCUGGCGCGCACAGUGUGCACACGUGUGUCUUGGUGUACACAGGCUCUGUGCACACGUGUGUGUUGAUGUGCACAGGCUCUGUGUGUGCAAGUGGGUCUGUGUGCACGGCUGUGCCUGCGAGUGGAUCUCUGCAUGUGGCUGUGCGCAUACGUGUGUGUUGGUGUGUGAAAGCUCUGCGUGUGCAUCCCCGUGCGCACCUCCAUGCAAGGGAGCGUGCGAGUGUCGGUGUGCGCGGGCUCUGCGUGUGCAAGCAGCUGUGCGUGUGAGCAGGGUGUGCUGCUGUGCACAGGGACUGCACACCCACAGGCGUGGUGCGGUGCACGGCCCUGCAUGUGUGCACAGGUUCUGCAUGUGCAAGUGCACAGCCACACGUGCACAGCUCCGUGUGUGUGUGUGUUUGUGUGUGUGUGUAGGUGACAGCUACUGGUGUGCACACGGGCUCGCUGCAGGUGGGGAGGUCCCUGCACAGGCGUGCAGCUGCGUGCACCAGCUCUGGUCAUAUGUCUCUGUGUGCACGCGGGCUGGACACACUCAGGGAUGUGUGUGUGUGUGCGUGUGCACAUGUGUGUGCAUCACUACUGAGCUCUGCUGGCUGGAGAAAGCCCAGGGCUGCGUUCACACAUGGCUCUCAUGGCCAAACAAGGUGCCCAAGGACAGGGUGGGUGAGCGUCCCCUCUCUUGUCCCCAACCCCACUGUAUUGUGCUGAUCCCACGGGGCUGCGGUGGUGCUGCUGUCAUCGCCAUCGUCCCCACUGUGCCCUCCUGGUCACCUCUGGCUCCGCUGUCAUCCUUCCCACCUUGCCAUGGCUGGAGCUGCAGAGCUGGCAAGAGCCCAGCGAAGGGGACAGCUGGGCUGCAGCACAGCGUGUGCUCCCCUUGGCCAAGGGACACCCUAUGUGUGUAUGCCUUGGCACCGAUGCCAGCACACGUGUGAGUGCAUGCCCUGAUGGACGCAUCGGCACACGGUGUCCGUGUUGGCUGCUGCCGCGCUCAACAUCCCAGCACCGGAGCCGAAGGACCCAGCUCUGGUUGCACUUGUCCCGAAAUAAAACUCUAUUUUUGUCGUA